UUUGACCUUUGUCACAGGAAACACACUGUUUACCCCCCCCCCCCCCCGAGCGCCUCAUUCCCCACAUUCAAUACAACCAAGGCUGCUUUUCAUUUGUUACCACGUGGUUUUGCGUUUGAAAGAUUCAAUAAAAGCCAGCGAGAAGAGAUGUUCGCCUAUAUUUCCCAGAAUCCACCCAUCACCCCCCCCCCCAAUUUGCUUUUAACACCCACUCCUCUAUAAACCAACACAAUUGCUUCCCUCUUGCAUAUUUGCUGUAUUAGUUUUAAUUUGCUAUACAUGAUAUAAAAUAUGAAUUUGAGCAUUUUGUCUCCUGCAGGAUUCUGGAAAUUUACAAAUUUGUCACAAUCAGGAUUAAUCUUAUUUUAUAUUUUGACCUACUUUGAAAUAAGGCAGGUAUCGGAUCAACACACAUGCUAGUUUAUACAUUUUAUAAAAUAUCAUUCUGGCAAGAAAAUGCUGAUAUUACUUCAUGGACAAGUUUCUGAAUCAUUUCUUUUACUUCUAACGACCUUUCAAUGUAAUCCAAAGUAGCCAUAAUCUUUCAAAAACAGGGAGAUAUUCUAAUAAAAUACAAAAAUACUGUCGAUUAAUCCCGAUGAUUUUAGCUACCAGUUAUUAUUCUGGAAGCUGUUUAGAAUUAGUUGCGUCUCAAACAUGAUUUCUAGCGGCUUCCACUUAAUCCUAGCGGGUGAAAUAGACAAUUAUCGGAUAAAUCUCACUGAGCGCUGUCAUCCAUAUCCUGUUGUGUCUUCGAAUGUUUAGAAGGUCAAUCCUUCCAGUCACGGCUGUUUUUUUCCCUCGCUGCCACGUGCGCAUUUUGUCAGCUUCGUAUCUGCGCUUGUCUGCUUUCUCACGCGAGGAAUGAGUGGCGUUAACGUGCUCACAUCCUUUGCUCGGGCCAAACAAGAUGUUCGGCUGAAGGCAGGGCGAGGCUGGAGGAAGAGCCGCGGGGCAAAUCCUGACUUUCUGGCUGGUUAUCAGCACGCGUGUGACGCUUGAUUGAUUCAUAACCUCUGAGUAAGCAUGCGUGACGAAGGGGCGAUAGGAUACUGGUGAAUGAUGCAUUCGAUAAAUAUGAAUAACACUUUGCAGCAUGUUCGCGUGAGAAGAUAAUUGCAUUUUGUGUUGCGUAUUUUUACUUAUUUUCUUUGUAGUGCUCGGUGUGCUUUUUGAAUUUUGAAUUUUUCCCCAAAGGUAUUAUUUGUAGCAGACUGAUACUAGUUCUUAAAUCUCGAGUAGUCAACAAUACCAAGUACGGGUAACACUAGUACUUUUGAUACAUAAAAUUUCCCCCAUGACCAAUAACUUUAAAGAAAGACCCGUAUAUCCCAUAUUUUGGUAAUUGGUCUCAGCUUUUUAUUUUUUUUAUUUUUUAUAUACAAUUUUUCAAAAUUGCCUUUCAAUUUUGACAUUGAAAGUCCAGUGAGAGUUGUCUUUUAUUUUCCCAGGCUCCAGAGCAAUUCCAAUUUUGGGGCAAAUGGAUAUUUCAUUACUGAAAACGCUUGUCGAAUGUGUGCGUCUUGGACAUGCCGUGCUCAGGGCGAAGGUGCAGUUUGUUUACGCAACCAUCAGACAGGUGCAUGUGCUGUCUGUCUGUCUGUCUGUCUGUCAGUCUUCCUUGCGGGGGAUGGCGCGUGCAUAGUGCAUCUCCUGUCAAGUGUAAGAUUACAGUUGCUAACACGCAGCGUGAUGCGUUCAAUGUGCUCGGGCAUGUUCCUCUGUUGACAAACUCGGAAAUGCCUUGGAAACAUAAUGAUAUUUCCCGUCAAUCGUUGCCGUUAGCCCUUUGUGGUUCACAAGGUCAUCGAGUUUUUUCGGAGAAAUCUGUAUUUUGUAUUGUAAUCUUUACAGGUGAUCCCUAAAUAAGAAAUACAAUGGUUAUAAAAAGUCUACACACCCUGUUCAAUUGUCACUUCAGGUGCCAACUGAUAAAACAAAAUAAGUUUUUUUUCCCUUUCAAUCUCGAGUCCAAUGUUUUUCAGCCGGAGUUUUGCUGCUAAUCAAAUUGAGCGUUGUAAGUUACAGGUCAGUCCGUGCCAGUGGUCGAGUGGCAAGAGCCGCUCUUUGACACAAGCGUCAAAUCUGAGUUGGAUGUCUUCAUCAGCGGGUUGGUUCCUCUUUGCACAUUUACAGCGAGAGGAUUCGCGGCCUCUAAUGAGCUUAAGGCCACAUCGGGAUGCUGCGCGGGCUUCACAAAGGAGGAAAAGCGGCGCUCAUGUUUAAGCAGCCCCCGCCGGGGUCAAGAAUGUAGCUGGCUGGCGAGGGAACAACAUUCCUGACACAGGCGACGUCCCCUCCCUCCUUUUGAAGUGGGAAGCGUGGGGAUGUCAGAAUCACAGCAUCGCCGCUUUGGGUCCCAGACUGGCCUAAACCUGGAGGGUCAGCCCCUCAGUUUACUUUCUCAGAGAUGGCGGGCCCAGGCCAAAGCAACUGAAUCUGUGAGGCUUAAACUGUUGGGGAGGUGGCACAAAAGGAGGGUCAGCCCUCUCUUGUCUGUGUCUGUUUGUUAAUGACACAAUGCGCACACACACACACACACACACACACACACACACACACACACUACUAUAGUUGACCUGUAACCAAUCUGAUUACAAUAACUCAACUUUUCCAAGUUUAGUAUUUAACUUGAGCCUUAACAUUAAUUUUUCUAGAUUGCGGAAUCAAACAAAUUUUUUGGUUUUACAGUCAAGCCCACUUGUCUUAGUCUAUAGUUGCAUAAUUGAUAAAAGUAGUUGUUGAUUUUUAUUUUUUAGAGUGAAAUUAAAUUAGUUUGUUCAGAACUUAAAAGAAGUUUACUCGGAAUAUUUCAUUUUUGAUUAUGCUUAUGUAAAGACACUGAUUUAGUUAGUUCUCACAGUCAUCAGUGUCAUCAUUCAACAAAGUUAAAAUCAUACAAAUGUCUGUUUUUAACCUUGUUAAAUAAUUGCCAUGGUCAAUUAUUACAAAGCAUUACAAUAAAUCUUACAAGUAUUUACUUUUUAAAUGAUCAUUUCCAACAUUCAUAGUAAUGUCCCGUUUUGAUGAGGCAUUGUUAGAACAACUCAAUCUUUGGAUUCCUGCUUUACCAUGUCAUUAAUCCCCACUCCAAAUUGCAAAUAUUUUCUGUUAUAAUAUAUUUGAAAUAAAUAAAUAUGUUUUUAACAAUAAAUAAAUAAUAAUAAUAAAUUACAAGAGACUAUAAAACAAUAAUGUUCAUUUUAUAGAACCUGUAGUAGAGCUAUUUGACUUUUAAUCUUUCUGUUUAUGCUUGUGGCUUUCCACAAUAUAUGAUUCCUAAAUAUAUACAGAGAAGACCCAUUUAAUUCUUACAAACGCCCACCUUGUUUGUAUAGUUUGAAAGUAUCUAAAAGAACAAAAAAAAGAACAACCAAAACAAGAAUUAAAUAUAUUUUUGCCUCAUUUAGACCAUGCCAGUUAACUGUAUAAUGUAAUUACCAUUGAGUGCUAAUUUUAUUACAUCUUUAAACAAAAAACACUUGUAUCUUUUUUUAAUUGUAAUCCCUCCAUAUACCAAAAGAAGUAUUGUUUUACUUCUACAUUUAAAAGCUAAUUCCGACAAUCUCCCCUUACAACUUUCACCUCAAGUGCUUAUUAAAGCACAAUUUGUGUAAUAAAUUCCUCUCCUAAUAAAAAUACGCCCAUCAAUUUGCACUGUUCCUCUUACGGAGAAGUCUGAUAAAGCAAUAAACGGGCCGCUUGGGGUUGUGAAUGUGUGCAGUGGCGUGGAGGGGAGUAAUUUAUAGCUUCAUAUUAAUUUAGCACACACACACACACACCGUGCACGCAGUGGGAGGCAGCAGUGGACAUUUAGGAGGGCCAAAUCUUUGUGCAGAACACUUGAAGUUUCAAAAACAAGGCCAAUUGAAGCGGGCCCACUCAAAGGCGGCGCCAUUGUGCGACAACACAUAGAGUUUGGAUUGGGGACAAUAGUGUUUCUCAAAUUUCCCGCAAAAAGAAAGCCAUCCUCCAUCUGUGAUCUCAAUGAGCGUCUAUUCACAGCUCUGCCGCAGAAAGGGAAGCAGAUGUGGAGGGACACAGAAGCUGCAGAGAGAGCGUGCGCGCGCGUGUCUUUGUGCCCGCGCCUUUUAAUUGGUUACACACACACUGCAGUUAUGCACCCUCACUGAAGGCAGAGCUGCAGAGUCCAAUAAUCUGGCCGUGUUGAUGAAUACUUGUAGCCCAUUCAUUAAACAAAGAUAAUCCCUGCCAACCAUAGCUCCAAGGCACAAAAACGCCAUUGUGUGUUUGUGUGCGUGCGUGCGUGCGCGACCAGCAAUUCGUAGAGCUUUCAAAAUAUUUAAAAUAUUCAUAUGCCAUGCAUGGGCACGAAUUAACUCUACCAUAAAUUCUUCCAAUUAUGCAUUUUCUUGUAUUUGUUACCCUAUUUUUCCCCCGCGUGAAACAAUUUCCCUUGCUAUCAAUUUAUCCGCACACUGUAUCUUUUUUCCAUUAUUACUUUCUUCAAUAUUUUGAUUAUAUGUUUAAAUAUCCCAACAUUUAAUUGAAGAUUGAAUUGAAUUUCAGAGUUUGAAAAUUAACCACAGUUUUCUCAUUAAGCUGUUUUUUUUUUAAUGGCUAACAAAGUACGGCUACUUCGUCAUUGUUUUUUUUUUUUUCCCUGAAACCUUUUUCUUUUAUUCCUCGUCGAAUAUAGGCUCGUUACUUUGUUCGACCUUUGCGGGUGAUUUAAACAAAGACGUUAAGUACAAAGCGCACCUAAUACUUUAACCACCUCAAGUAACAACACAAAAGUAAGCUUCUUUUCUCUGCAAGUGCUACUUUAACGUGCGGCUGACGGUCGGUCGGUCGGGCGGCCGGCAGCCACGGCGUGACAGGGGGAAGCCAGCCCGGUCGGGGUGCAGGCAAGCUGGGCUGGCGUCAGCGGGACAGACCGCGGCCGCUCAUCGGGGGUGCGGGGCAGCGGAAACAUGCUGCUACAUAUGUCGGGUCAAGCAUGGGCCUUUUGUUGUCCCCUUAAAAAGGUGUUAAAAACUACUCAUCUGGAGCCUCACUCAAUGAAAUGAAAGCCCGGGCGCGCUUUGGUGGCUGCAUGGGUCUAAUGAAGCGCUUCAAAGACCAUUGGUGGUGCUCGGUCACUUUUAAUGCGCGGGGGGCAUUUUUAAUUGGCCUGCUGGAAGAAUGAACGGCGUAAUCCCUAUCAUAAUGCAUUUUUUUAAAGAUACUCAUCAAAAGCUUGUACGUCUUGAACCGCUCCCUGAUGAGUUCCGCCGAACGUGUGCUACACCUGCACCAUCUAUUGCGGUGUUUACCAACACUUUUUUCCUUUUAUGUAUUUAUUUGUUUAUUUAUUUAACAUUAAGGAAAAAAAUUCCACCAAAAGUGUUGUUUCUCAUAUUUUCAAUUUGCAGAAAUUAUGAUCGCACAUUUUUUUUUUUUUUUUUUUUUGUAGUCCGCGAAUGCGUAUCCGUGAAUGUACGGGGGUCCGCUGCAUACGCAUGCCUUUACAGUGUUAGAAUUAUAUUCCUUACCGGUCUAAGUAUCGUUGUGAUAUAAAAAAAAAUUUGGAAGCUGCACAAGUUGAUCGUCGUUAAUUUCCUCUUCAGGAGGCGCAUUUAAACGCAUGCUAAUUAAUGAACAAUUUUUCCUCUUCUUGAUGCAUAUGUUUGAACUUUAAAGUUUAUUUUUUCUAUGAAGGUGUAUGUGCAAAAAUGAAUCAAAACGAUACAUAAAUUAUGGGUUGCGUAAUUGGAAAGUGGUUGAAGUCUUAAAGUGUCAGAGCAGGUGUAGCAUGCAUGGACAACGCGACCAUGUUCACUUGUUCUAAACUCAAGAUGUUACUAUUUGAAGUGAGAAAAACUCUAAAGUAGCCAUUUUGAACAAAAAAAAAUCAUACAUUGAUUGGACAGUGGUUGUGGCUUAUAAAAAUGACAAACCCGCAUUAGCAUUUAUAUUUUUUGCAGCGUGGCUCUAAUUUCUGCUGCUGUACCUAAUGAUAUGACCAGUGUGUGUAGAGUGAAUGCAAGCACAAGUUAUUUGACUUUUUUUUUUUAGACUUUUUUUAUAACAGGAACAAAAUAUUUGCCUAUACCGCUAAAAUUCUGUCAAAUAUUGGCCCCUAUUAAUGAAGUGCGCAGGUGUUCCUAAUAAUGUGACCUGCGUUCCACUCGUAAAAAUUGUAACAGCACCAUGAAGUCUAUACGGGGAAAAAAUAGUACAUGCAGGUUGUUUUUAUUUUCAAAGGCAUCAAGUCGUCUCAUUCCCGUCAUGCAGCAGCGGUCCGGGCACAUAAUUACUUUGAAUGUCAAAAAGAUGUCGUUUUAAUAUCGUCUCCAUUAGCCUGUUGGCUGGGUAAUUAAGGUGCAGAUGAGGAAACAGAUGGCAUUUGCUUACAGUGAUUCACGGAGUAAACAAAGAGGAGGAUGGAUGGAUGGAAGGAGGGAGGGAGGGAGGAUCGAGGGAGGGAGGCCGUUUUCUUCUUCAUCUGCACCUCCUCGGUGUUGUUCACUUGUAGUCAUCAACACACGCUUCUUCAUUUUGGUGCGUCAAUGCGUGAGGGAGUGAGCAGGUGUUUGUGUUAAUAUUUUUUUUAAUUCUAUUUUACUGUAUACCUGUCUGACUCCAAGAAACACUUAAAAUGUAUGGUUAUUCAUGAGGGUAUUUAUACAACAGCGAUACCAAUAAUAAUACUGAGAAAAAUCAGAAUCAUUAUUAUAACAAUCAGUCAUGCUAUUUUUCCCCUCUGAAAAAUUAAGCAUGUUAACUGCAUGAAUGAAACACACACACACACAUAUAUAUAUAUGGAUUCUUGUAAAAAUUAUUAUGAAUAUUAACUUAUUUCUAGUCUCAUAUAUAUAUAUAUAUAGACGCAUUUUUAUUCAUCUACUUACAUUACGAUAAUAGUAUAAAAUUGAGUGACAUUUCGCCGGAACAAAAGCGGAAUAUAGUCAGUACUUUUUAAAUGACUAUAAAUAAGAAUGCACCAAAUAAUAAUAACACAAAUAAUAUAGGAUCAUGUAAAAACACCCAAUACAAAAAAGACAUGCAGAAUUGAUUCGAAAAAAAACAACCCUAACCUUAACAAAUUGCAAUAACUUUCCGAAUAUUUUGCCUUUAUUCGAAAUUAAUUAUGUAACGCCUGUACGGUCCCAAAAAUCCAUACGAAUGUUCAAUCUUCUAUCGCACUAAAUAAUUUUGAAUUAAUGACACAAUUUAAUAACGUAUUAGUUGAUUAACUAAUCAAAAAAAAAAAGAUGCUACUUACCACCUGACGGAUGACGGAAGCGUCAUCAUUAAUUAGGAGAACUAUAAAUAGCAACCCACACUUGUGAUAAGUACUAUCACUAAAAGUGACUCGAGUGAUAUAAGAUUUGAUGUCUUUUUUGGAAAACAGUCUGCAUCCAACUUGAGCUUUGUGGGAACUCCCUUCACAUUCUUAACACUUGAUAUCUUGGAGUUUGGGAGGGGGGGGGGGCGGAUAAAAAAAAUAAAAAGAGGAAGAAGAAGAACUCAGGUGGACACAGUUGAAAAAGGAAGGCAGCCAAUCAGAACGCCGCCUCCCUUUUUGGCCAAUGACAGGCGCCACAUUGUUGUCAAAUUGCUCUAAUGAAAACGUGAGCGCAACAAUAGUGAAGGGAGAGAGCGCUCUGUAGCCACUGACGCUCUCUGGAGGAAGUUAGUGUCUCACACGCACGUACACGCACGCGCUGGUCCCGGAGCUCCUCUUUUUCGGGGGGCGAUUUCAACGAUUAUCACUCGGUCGGUGCGGUAGAAGCGCUCCGCGGAAUCGCUCGCGCUCAUUCGUUCAGCCAGCAAUGGAUCUCAGAGCGGAGAUGCAGCCCGCCGUCUCCUCAUCGGCCUCGGUCUCCGCCGCUCAAGUGGCCGCGGUGGCUUCCAUCCCGGUGUCCAUGGCGAGCAGCCUCCUGCGCGGGCCGCCGCUCCUGUUGCGCGCCGCCGACAAGUACCCGCGCACGCCCAAGUGCGCGCGGUGCCGCAACCACGGCGUGGUGUCGGCCCUGAAAGGUCACAAGCGCUACUGCCGCUGGAAGGACUGCAUGUGCGCCAAGUGCACGUUGAUCGCCGAGAGACAGCGAGUCAUGGCGGCCCAGGUGGCGCUGCGCAGGCAGCAAGCGCAGGAAGAGAACGAAGCCCGGGAGCUGCAGCUGCUCUACGGCACCGCCGAGGGACUCGCCCUUGCAGCUGCCAACGGCAUCAUCCCACCCAGGCCGGGCUACGAGGUCUUUGCCACGGUGGGCAGCGACAACAGCAACUCCGCUGACUCGAGCGUGCAGAAAUUCGACUUGUUCCCAAAGGGCCAAGCAUCUGGCCCUUCCACGCCACAGCAGGCUGGCGGCACGCAGACGCCCGCAGAGAGCGACGCCCCGGGCCUCUCGUCUCCAGACGCUCGCCACGGAGGAGGCGGAGCUUACGGCUCCGAGAACGGAGACAGCGAGUCGUUCAUCCACUCGCCGGUGACCAAGCCUUCGAAAGACGGCGGCGAGACUCCCUGCAGGUCCGUCAGCUCCCUGUGCUCGGACUCCGGUUCCGAGACUGACAAGGACGAGCGGGAGCCUUCGCCGUCCCCGUCGCCGUCCUCCGCGGGCUCCAGGCAAAUGCACGCCCUGGACAUCCUUACCCGGGUGUUCCCCAGCCACAAGCGCAGCGUGCUAGAGCUUGUCCUGCAGGGCUGUGGCAAGGACGUGGUGCAGGCCAUCGAGCAGAUCCUCAACAACCCGACUCAGGGCAGCCAGCACAAGUCCGGCUCCGAGGAGACUUGGAGCGCGGAGAGGCUGCUGCAAAGCUCGCAGCCACCUCCUUCCACCUCCUCGUCCUCGUCUUCCUCGGCCCCAGCCCCGAUUCGACCCAUGCUCCCCGGUGCCAUGACGCUCAGCAACCGCUCGGCCUUCUCGCCCCUGCAGCCCAAUGCCCCCCACUUCGGCGCUGAGACGAGCGCUUACCCGCUAGGAACCCACCUGGGACUCAACCCGUUGCGGCUGGCCUACUCAGCGCAUAGCCGGGGCCUGGCCUUCAUGACCCCCUACUCUACCACGGGCCUCAUGCCCACCCUGGGCUUCAGACCCCCGAUGGACUAUGCCUUCAGCGACCUCAUCCGGGACAGGACGAUGUUGCACAAGGAGCAGGGCUACGCCGGAGGCCUGUACGGGCCUCUGGUCAACAACACGCCGGACAAACAGUGACCGCACACAUACACACACACGCACAGUAAACACAGUAAACACACAUGUUCCAUUGUAUUUGUGGCCACAAGUGUUUGAAUGUUGGCAAAAAAAAAAUGUGUUGUGUUUUUGGCUGCGGGCGACUGUAAAUAAAUCUGGCUUGUAGUCGAGAGACUCA
This is a messenger RNA of Syngnathus typhle (broad-nosed pipefish), 9318 nucleotides long. RefSeq names its product DMRT-like family A2 (gene dmrta2). Gene Ontology annotation, molecular function: RNA polymerase II cis-regulatory region sequence-specific DNA binding; DNA-binding transcription factor activity, RNA polymerase II-specific; protein binding. Gene Ontology annotation, cellular component: nucleus. The record is from RefSeq and is a predicted model, not a curated record. The transcript has 2 exons. Gene Ontology annotation, biological process: regulation of transcription by RNA polymerase II; sex differentiation; germ cell development. Lineage: Eukaryota; Metazoa; Chordata; Actinopteri; Syngnathiformes; Syngnathidae. The coding region runs from base 7779 to 9161 and encodes 460 amino acids.